Protobothrops mucrosquamatus (brown spotted pit viper) is the source of this 1275-nucleotide messenger RNA. RefSeq names its product dual specificity phosphatase 12 (gene DUSP12). Gene Ontology annotation, molecular function: protein tyrosine/serine/threonine phosphatase activity. The transcript has 8 exons. Gene Ontology annotation, cellular component: nucleus. The coding region runs from base 20 to 961 and encodes 313 amino acids. Gene Ontology annotation, biological process: protein dephosphorylation. The record is from RefSeq and is a predicted model, not a curated record. NCBI's taxonomy places the organism in Eukaryota, Metazoa, Chordata, Lepidosauria, Squamata, Viperidae.
UCCUAGCCGCGCGGAGGCCAUGGUGCCGGUGCUUCCGCAGCUGUAUCUGAGCGGCGCCGAUCUUGCCUCGGCAGACGGUUCCGGAAAGCCCGCCGUCACGGCGCUGCUGCAGGUGGACUCGGAGCCGGCCGGAGCCGCUGCGCUUGCGGGCUUUGAGAGCACGCUGUUUGUCCAGGCGCUGGACUGUCCGCAGAGCGAUCUGCUGAGUCGCUUGGACGACUGCGUGGCUUUUCUUAGCCAAGUCCUGGAGGGCGGCGGAAGCGCCCUGGUGCGCUGUCAUGCUGGAGUUAGUCGAAGUGUUGCCAUUGUAACUGCCUAUUUAAUGAAAACUAAUCAUCUUACUUUUCAAGAGGCCUAUGCCUUUGUUCAGGCCAUCAAACCUGAUGCUAAGAUGAAUGAAGGCUUUGAGUGGCAGCUGCAACUCUAUGAAAAAAUGGGUUGUAAGGUUGAUGUUAACAGUAUUAUUUAUAAGCAGUAUCGUUUGGAAAACAUUGCAGAGAACUGUCUUGAGACAGAAGGCUUGCUUGGUCAUCUCUUCGCAAUUGAUCCAAACACAGUACAUCAAAUCCCAAAUCAUGACAUUCUGUACAGGUGCAGGAAAUGCAGGCGUUUGCUGUUCCGAAAUUCAAGCAUUUUGCCCCAUGACGAAGGCAAAGGACCUGCAGCAUUUGCUCACAAAAAAGUUUCAGAGCCUGGACCUUUAGGCCGUGCUGGUCAAACAAACUGUACUUCUUACUUUAUUGAGCCAGUGCAGUGGAUGGAGGCAGCACUGUUAGGAGUUUUGGAAGGACAGCUCCUGUGCCCAAAAUGUGCAUCAAAGUUGGGUUCUUUUCACUGGCAUGGUGAGCAGUGUUCCUGUGGCCAUUGGGUGACUCCAGCCUUCCAGAUUCACAAGAAUCGGGUUGAUGAAGUAAAAAGAUUGCCUACUGGGGAGCCACAGAAUAGAGACACCUGGAUGUAAUUCAUACUAUUAUAACUGUUGCCACUAAAGAUGUUUUUGGCAGUUUGUUUGUUUUUUGGGAUGCUCAUUUAUUCUUCUGAUAAAGUAUCAUUACAAUUCAAAAGGUGAAGACUAUUUUAAAAAAUAUUGCUCUGACUCCGCAUUAGCAUACGCAUACAUUGGAGGCAAUGCUUUUUCACUUUCUUCAUUUCAUACAUGACCAUAGAUUUUCAGUUACCUUUUCUUCUAUUAAAGGCUCCUGCCAUUGCUGCACCAAAAUUUAUUUAAAAUAAAUAAAUAAAACAAAAAGAACACAUUUCUCCUCCUUCCUUUGA